CUAUAUACUCGUACAUACAUGUUACAGAGAUGAAUGAGAAAAUAUGUACAAAUCAGAAAAUUCUGAAAACUUUGAAGAUAUCGUUUACCGCCACCACCAGCAUUCAACUGUUGUAAACGAUGGUUAUUCACCAAACAGGAACUCUUUUAAUAGCACAACAAUAAACCAAAACGAUUAUGAAAAUAAACUGAAUAGGAAUAAGAGUCGCUCUGUAUAUAUACCGCGCACAAAUUAUGAAAAUACACCAAGUAACACAUCUUUACAUCGAAACCGCAGUUUAAAGGACCUUCAAAUAUAUAGUAAUAUUUGGCAAAAUCCUAUUAUUAACAGAGAGAAUUCGGUACACAAUUUACGCAGUCUUUUUGAAAAUUCAAUUACGCACGCCCCGAGAGAAAAGAAGCAUGUGCAAGAAGCUAGAAUGAGAAUACCCUUAAUAAAUAAAAACCAGGUACAGAAAAACCGAAGUUUCUUUGAAAAUUUAUCUUCAACUAAUGACAGUUAUCUUGAAAAUAAGCACAAGAAAUAUGAUGUACUGCAAUCAAAAGUUUUAUCUCAAAAUACUAAAGAGAAAAAAGAAAAUGAUAAUUCCAACUCCUUUAGUUACACAAACAGAAACACUCUUCCAAGAACUUUACAUCUAGGUGAUUACGAUUGUAAAGAGACACAGAAACAAGCACAACUAAUUGAUGGCUCGAAAACAACAAACGUAAACCAUAAAGCGCCAAAAAAAGUUAAUAAUAUUUAUAGGACUCUUAGCACCAGUCCAUCGGGUCUACCAAAUAAAGGAGGACAAUCAUUCGAUAAUAAUAACUUGCCUAUCAACAAAAGCACUUAUUAUUUAGAAAUUAAAAACAAAGAUAAAAAAGUCGAAAACAAAGGAUUUCAAAAUAAGGCAAAAAAUGAUAACGAACAAGAAAUUACAAAACCUCAGCCUUCCUUUCUUGCUAAUAGAUACUUUGAUAAAUCACAGAACAAGAACAAGGAAAAUGAUAACCGAAAAAAGAAAUCGUCAGGUGAAAUUAUAACUCCAGUAUUGUUAACAAAUAAUCAAAAUUUUCAGAAAAAUGAAAACACUGUUAACAAGUUUGAUAACAGCAGUGGUACAACCGACUUUCAAAAAAUACGCAUUAACAAAAGGUUUUUUAAAAAGAAACCUGAAACAAAUGACUUAGGACGUACGUUUGAAGAUUUAACUGCAGCCGAUUUAAUAUUAAAUUUUGUUUGUGAUGAGAAAAUUAAAAAUUUUCACCUUUCUUCUAAUGAUACAGAUUUUGGCAUUUUCGAUGACGUAGUUUUCACUACAGAGUCUUCAGAGUUUCCGAUUCGUACAUACUUAAUGCAAUUAAAAUAUUCCAAUAAACAUAAUGUACUCUCAAAAAAUAGUCUUACUGGAAAAAAAAGUCAAGGUAAAGAAAACAGUGGAAAUUUCAGUUUGCCCAAAUAUUGUAAAGAGUACCAAAAGCUAAAAAAUAAAUUAGAAAAUUUUACAGCAGUUCUGUGUACAAAUCGAAAAUUUAAUUGCAAAGAUAAUGAAAAAAUUACUGUUUACGAUGAAAGUGGUGAAAUAAUUGUAAGAAUUAAAAGAUGCAAAAUAGAUCUAUCGGCUCUUUUAUUCAAGAGAAAUAACAACGAAGAAUGUAAUUGUUACAAAUUCGAAGUGGAAACACCAUCAAAUUCAGACAACAUAAGAAAAUAUAUUGAAUUUUUUCAAAAUUUUUUUCUUAUAACAGAUCAAAUGGAUGUUUCCAAACUUCGAAACAAUUUGUGGCAAACAUUUCAACAAAAUAUAUCUAAUGAUAAUGAAGCGUUUCAAAAAUAUUUAAACUUUAUUUCGCAAUGGAGUGAAAACGCUGGUUUGAAAAAUAAACUCAACAAAACAUUAAUACAGCAAGUUAUUGCUGAACACUUGUUAACACCCUAUAUACAUUUUUAUUCCUUUAAUAAGACAGGUGAAAUUAGUAAAAGACUAAAUUUGCUUAAACAAGCAAUUUGUUUGUUUAAAGUAACAGUAAUUAAUAAAGAUUAUUGUCAUGAAAUAAACUCAAUGUGGCAAGAUGCAAAGUCCGAGUUGUUAUCUUCAAAAAAUCUUAAAACGAACCUAAAUUGUUAUCAAAUUUGUUCCAAAAUAGAUCUAAAUGAUUUAAGCAAUGAAGAGUUGACAAAAUUGUUAUGGCAUUUAGGUAAAAUUCCAUUAAUGAUCGACAAUCAAAAAAACGCUUUAGAUGCAAUAAAAUUGUGUGAACAUGCAAAUGUAAGUUUUAUUUUAUUUAAUCCAAUAUCGUAUCGUGGAUUUGAUACAUUUGAAAACGUGAAUAUUUUAAAAUAUAAAUCACAUGAAAUUUAUAGCAACAUUUUGAGACACCUUAGUUGUAAAUUACAAAACAGAACAAUUUUGUUGGAAACGCUUGUAAGUAACUACGAAAAUGUAGCAAAAUGUCUAAGUCCAAGUGAUCUUAUGUCAAUGAUAAAACAAACAUUUGAAAUUGGUGAACCAGCCGAGGUCUUACCACCUUCGUAUAUCACACGAUUUUUACAAAAAAUUAUUAUACAUCCAGAUUUUCUGAACAACUGUGAUGAGAACACUCGCAUACUUAUAAGUUGCUACAAGGAAAAUAAUGAUGUAAUUAAAGACACAAUUUCAAAAUUCAAAUUAUUUAACAUUAACAAAGAGGAAUUAUCUAAGAAAAGUGCAAAAAACAAAACAAUUUUUAUAAGUGAAAUGGAGUGUUCCCACGACCAGUUUGAAAAAAUUUGUAAUCUUGAUAAAAAAUAUGAAUGUCAUCAACUUAGACUCGACCCCAAUGACGGAUUAGAGUGGGUAAAAAGUAGCAAGAGUAUCAACGACAUUUCUAAAUUUCAAUUACCGGGUCAAUAUUUUAUUUCAGAAAAAGAUUUAUUUGUCUAUGAACAAGACAAUAACAUUAAUAUCAUUUGUGAUGAGCCAGGAAUUGGUAAAACUUCUUUGAUGAAAAGUGCCAAAAAUUAUAGUGGUUCGCCUGAAUAUUGGACCAUUUUUAUAACAGCAAGGAACCUUUUUACAUAUUUUCUGAAAAACAAAGACAAUAUACGAGAAUUUAAAGAGUAUAUUGUGCAACAAACAAGUUCCAAUAUUCACUCAAAUAUUUUAGAGUCAUUUAUGAAAAAGAAACGUGUCAGACUUAUUUGGGAUGGUCUAGAUGAAGUUUCUGACAAAAAUCUUGAGUACAUAAUUCAUAUUAUUUCAGAACUUUCUCAACAAAACUUCCAGCAGUGGAUAACAGCGCGAACCAAUUUAAAAUAUAAACUUGAAACCGAAUUCAAUGUUUGUUCGAGAACAAUAAAAACUUUUAAUGAAAAAGACCAAGAAGACUAUAUUCAAAGUCGUGUUAAAUAUACAUCAGAAAGUUUACGUCAAUCACUAUUGCAAAACAGAAAAAAUAUACAAUUACUUUGGAAUAAUGAAUUCUUAGGAAUUCCUUUGCAAAUGUUUAUAUUGACAGAGUUGUUACUCCAAGAUUCAAAAAAAUAUAGUUUUUUAUUUGAAGAAACGUUUACAGUAACAGUUUUGUUUGAACACUUUGUUAAUACAAAAUUAGAUUUUGUGUUUAAAGAUAAAGAGUUAUACCCUAAAAAUGACGUCGAACAUCAAAUCUUUCUGGAAUCAAAGGCUACACAAAUUGAUAUUUAUGAAAAAAUUGCCGCAAAAAUGUAUGUAGACAUUGAAACAAAUGAAUUUCAUGUUUCAAAUUUUCUGACAAAACUUACAUCUAAAAAAGAUGAGUUCGGAAUUAUAUUAAGAAUAACACCAGAUAAUAAACCAGAAUUUUUUCAUUCGUCAUUUCAGGAAUAUUUUACAGCGUCUUACUUAGUCAAAAAUUUACACCGCAUCAACGAGUUCCGUGAUGUAAUUUUUAACAAUCGGGGUGUUCGGUAUUUUUUUGAUUUAAUUUUAGCGAAAAAUUCUACACCACACAUUGCAGUUUUGUAUAAAAAUAAAAAUCUUUUGGAGCGAUAUAUUCGCACAGAUCGUCAAGCACUCAGUCAAGCAAAAGACGAAGGUGGUCGAAAUUUGUUGCAUUUGGCCUGCUCGUGGGGCCAAACAUUUUUGCCUUUAAGAGUUAAAAAUUCAGAUGUUUUUGAAAUUGAUGACAAAAUUAUGUUUUGGCACAACUUGAAAGACAACUCAUCCGAAAACAUUAAUAUUUUAAAAAGUGUACAAAAUAUUUGUGACCCUUUAGAGAAAGAUAAGCUGUUUAAUUUAGACGCGUUUGGUUACUCUUGUGAAGCACAUUGUUUUCUAUCAUUUGCGUUAUUACAAAAUAAAAGUAAAAUUGACUUAGAGAAAUAUAAAAAAGAGAUAGGUAAUUUCGAAAGUUAUGUUUUUUCCAUCUUAUAUUACGCUAUAAGGCUAGACUGCGCCAAUGUAUUUGAUAACUUUGAAGAAAUUCCUCUUGUCAAAAGCAUGCAUUUUAAUGCUUCUCUUUUGUAUUUAGCAGUUUGGUAUAAUAGUGUUAAUUGUUUAGAAAAAAUGUUAUCAAAUUCAAAUGAUAAUCCCUAUAUAGAAAUUAUAAAAAAAAGCACUGAGCCUUUGUUAAUAGCUGCUAUUGAUAAAAGUUAUACUAAAUGUCUUAAUAUUUUACUUGCACAUGGGGCUAAUUUAAAAUCUGAAAAAGACAACAGUCCUGAAAAAUUAAAAUGGCAAUCAAAGACCACAAAACGCAAUAUGACAAUUCAUUAAUUUACUUCUUUAUUUAAUAAUAGUUUAGUAAAAUACCAUUUUUUUUAUAUAUACUGCAUAACGUAAUUUUAUAUGUGUUAUUGCUUUAGGAAUAUAACAAUAACAAAACUUUUAUAUUUUAAAGGUCAAUUUUUUCAAAUUCUAAACCCUACUUUACUAGGAACCAAAACAUCAGACCAUAACGACUAACCGUGAAG
Tribolium madens (black flour beetle) is the source of this 4914-nucleotide messenger RNA. Its product is annotated as GATA zinc finger domain-containing protein 14-like. Lineage: Eukaryota; Metazoa; Arthropoda; Insecta; Coleoptera; Tenebrionidae. The coding region runs from base 44 to 4717 and encodes 1557 amino acids. The transcript has 11 exons. The record is from RefSeq and is a predicted model, not a curated record.